UAUUUUUUAUUUUUAGCCAGACUCUGAGACAGGAGGAGAGAAAGAGAGACAGAGAGAGAGAGGGAUGGAGUCACCGUUCAAGGCGGAGAUACUGAAAGGGAAGGUGGCUUUAAUAACUGGAGGUGGCUCGGGAAUUGGGUUCGAGAUUUCAGCGCAGUUUGGUAAACAUGGAGCUUCAAUUGCCAUCAUGGGUCGACGCAAGCAAGUCCUCGACUCUGCUGUCUCUGCUCUCCGUUCUCUUGGAAUUCCGGCUGUUGGCUUUGAGGGGGAUGUUCGCAAGCAGGAAGAUGCCAAAAGAGUUGUGGACUCAACCUUCAAUCACUUUGGCAGGCUUGACAUUCUUGUGAAUGGCGCAGCUGGAAAUUUUCUUGUGUCAGCAGAGGAUUUGUCACCUAAUGGAUUUAGAACAGUUAUGGAUAUUGAUUCUGUUGGUACAUUUACAAUGUGCCAUGAAGCACUUAAGUAUCUCAAGAAAGGCGGGCCAGGAAGGGGCUCAUCUGGUGGUGGAACAAUUUUGAGCCUUAGCGCUACUUUGCAUUACUCGGCAUCUUGGUAUCAAAUCCAUGUAUCUGCAGCAAAGGCUGCUGUGGAUGCCACUACAAGAAACUUGGCACUGGAGUGGGGGACUGACUAUGAUAUUAGAGUCAAUGGGAUUGCACCAGGUCCCAUUGGUGAUACUCCUGGCAUGAGUAAACUUGUUCCUGAUGAGAUAAAUAGCAAAGCAAGAGAGUACAUGCCUUUGUAUAAACUAGGGGAGAAAUGGGAUAUCGCUAUGACCGCUCUCUACCUUGUUUCAGAUGCAGGUAAAUACAUCAAUGGAAGCACCAUUCCUGUUGAUGGAGGACUUUGGCUAAGCCGGCCUCGCCAUCUACCAAAGGAGGCAGUAAAGCAGCUUUCACGUGCAGUAGAAAAGAGGUCUAGAGAGAAACCAGUAGGAGUUCCAACCAGCAAGCUGUGAGCCCACAGGAUGGAUAAGAAUAUGGUCAUUUGUAGGUUUAUUGUUGCUCUACUUGGCAAAAUUACAAUAAUCUACACUCGAUCAUUUCAAGAGACCACUAGAUGCCCUAUACAAUAUUGAAAUAUUCUCAUCUUGUGUAAUUCAGUCUGUAGUAUGAUAAUAGUUAUUUGCAACUUCUUUGAAAUCCUAUAUGACAAAUAAUUCAGUUGCUUGGCAAAAAGCCAGUGCCUGCGGCGGAGGGUUGUGAUUACCGUGGCGCCAAAUGUCAGUGGACUUGAAUCAGUUAAGAGUCAUUAAUGCUUAAAUUAGCCUGGACAAAUGGGCAAUUUAUAUGUAUU
This is a messenger RNA of Corylus avellana, 1296 nucleotides long. Its product is annotated as peroxisomal 2,4-dienoyl-CoA reductase [(3E)-enoyl-CoA-producing]. Gene Ontology annotation, cellular component: peroxisome. NCBI's taxonomy places the organism in Eukaryota, Viridiplantae, Streptophyta, Magnoliopsida, Fagales, Betulaceae. Gene Ontology annotation, molecular function: 2,4-dienoyl-CoA reductase (NADPH) activity. The record is from RefSeq and is a predicted model, not a curated record. Gene Ontology annotation, biological process: fatty acid catabolic process.